Pestalotiopsis fici W106-1 is the source of this 1335-nucleotide messenger RNA. RefSeq names its product formate dehydrogenase. The record is from RefSeq and is a predicted model, not a curated record. The transcript is spliced from 3 exons. Gene Ontology annotation, cellular component: cytosol. Gene Ontology annotation, molecular function: oxidoreductase activity, acting on the CH-OH group of donors, NAD or NADP as acceptor; formate dehydrogenase (NAD+) activity; NAD binding. NCBI's taxonomy places the organism in Eukaryota, Fungi, Ascomycota, Sordariomycetes, Amphisphaeriales, Sporocadaceae. The coding region runs from base 1 to 1335 and encodes 444 amino acids.
AUGGUAUUACUAGCCCGUUCUGCCCAGCGUUACGCUCGUCCCUUAUCAACAAGGGCACUUUCUACAGCUGCUUCUGUUACAAAGAGCCCACGCCUAUCGACGUUCAGAGCCGGCACGGCCAUCCGGCCGGCUGUGGCAUCGACGGGCACCUCCCCCCUCUCCCUCCCACAUCGCAAUCCCUUCGGCUCUCCAGCCUCAAUUCGCAUGCUGACAGGUCAACGUGAAAAGGUCAAGGUUCUUCUGGUUCUCUACGACGGUGGCGAGCACGCCAAGCAGCAACCCAAGCUUCUGGGUACCACUGAGAACGAGCUCGGCAUCCGCAAGUGGCUCGAGGACCAAGGUCACACUCUCGUUACUACUUCCGACAAGGAGGGUGAGAACUCCACCUUUGACAAGGAGCUCGUCGAUGCCGAGAUCAUCAUCACCACUCCCUUCCACCCUGGUUACCUGACCAAGGAGCGUCUCGCCAAGGCCAAGAAGCUCAAGCUCGCCGUCACUGCCGGUAUCGGUUCCGACCAUGUCGACCUCGACGCUGCCAACACCACCAACGGCGGUAUCACCGUCGCCGAGGUGACCGGAUCCAACGUUGUCUCGGUCGCCGAGCACGUCGUCAUGACCAUCCUUCUGCUGGUCCGCAACUUUGUCCCCGCCCACAACCAGAUUGUCCGCGGUGAGUGGGACGUUGCCGCCGCCGCCAAGAACGAGUACGAUCUCGAGGGCAAGGUUGUCGGUACCGUUGCCGUCGGCCGCAUUGGUGAGCGUGUCCUGCGCCGCCUCAAGCCCUUUGACUGCAAGGAGCUCCUCUACUUUGACUACCAGCCCCUGUCGCCCGAGGUCGAGAAGGAGAUUGGCUGCCGCCGCGUCGAGUCCCUCGAGGAGAUGCUGAGCCAGUGCGACGUUGUCACCAUCAACUGCCCGCUGCACGAGAAGACGCGCAACCUGUUCAACAAGGACCUGCUCAAGCACAUGAAGAAGGGCGCCUGGCUCAUCAACACGGCCCGCGGCGCCAUUGUCAACAAGGAGGACGUGGCCGCCGCCGUCGCCAGCGGCCAGCUCAACGGCUACGGAGGUGACGUCUGGUUCCCCCAGCCCGCCCCCGCCGACCACCCCUUCCGCACCAUGCAGAACCCCUUUGGCGACGGCUCCGGCAACGCCAUGGUCCCCCACAUGUCCGGAACCUCGCUCGACGCCCAGAAGCGCUACGCCGACGGCACAAAGGCCAUCCUCGACAGCUACCUGUCCGGCCGACACGACUACCGCCCCGAGGACCUCAUUGUCCACGAGGGAGACUACGCCACCAAGGCCUAUGGCCAGCGCGCCAAGAAGAACGCUUAA